Messenger RNA from Erpetoichthys calabaricus (reedfish), 1338 nucleotides. RefSeq names its product tubulin beta chain-like. The coding region runs from base 1 to 1338 and encodes 445 amino acids. The transcript is spliced from 4 exons. Gene Ontology annotation, cellular component: cytoplasm; microtubule. Gene Ontology annotation, biological process: mitotic cell cycle; microtubule cytoskeleton organization. The record is from RefSeq and is a predicted model, not a curated record. Lineage: Eukaryota; Metazoa; Chordata; Cladistia; Polypteriformes; Polypteridae. Gene Ontology annotation, molecular function: GTPase activity; structural constituent of cytoskeleton; GTP binding.
AUGCGUGAAAUUGUGCACAUCCAGACAGGUCAAUGUGGAAACCAGAUUGGUGCAAAGUUUUGGGAAGUUAUUAGUGAUGAGCAUGGUAUAGAUGCUACUGGUAGCUAUCAUGGAGACAGUGAUCUGCAGCUGGAAAGGAUUCGUGUUUACUAUAAUGAAAUUACUGAGUGCAAAUAUGUACCCCGUGCUAUCCUUGUUGACCUGGAACCAGGAACAAUGGACUCUGUCAGGUCUGGACCAUUUGGCCAGCUUUUUAGACCUGACAAUUUUGUGUUUGGUCAAAGUGGAGCAGGCAACAAUUGGGCCAAAGGUCAUUACACAGAAGGUGCAGAUUUAGUGGAUUCAGUAAUGGAUGUGGUAAGGAAAGAGGCUGAGAGCUGUGACUGCCUGCAGGGAUUCCAGCUCACCCACUCUCUCGGUGGAGGGACUGGUUCUGGUAUGGGCACUCUCCUUAUCAACAAAAUUCGAGAAGAGUAUCCUGACCGCAUAAUGAAUUCAUUCAGUGUCAUGCCAUCACCAAAGGUUUCAGACACUGUGGUUGAACCUUACAAUGCAACACUCUCUGUGCAUCAGCUGGUGGAGAACACUGAUGAGACCUACUGCAUCGAUAAUGAGGCCUUAUAUGAUAUUUGCUUCCGUACACUUAAGCUUACCACUCCAACUUAUGGAGACCUCAAUCACCUGGUAUCAGCUACUAUGAGUGGUGUCACAACCUGUCUUCGCUUUCCUGGCCAACUGAAUGCUGACCUACGGAAGCUAGCAGUCAAUAUGGUGCCAUUCCCUCGUCUUCACUUUUUUAUGCCAGCUUUUGCACCACUGACUAGCCAGGGAAAUCAACAGUAUCAUGCCUUAACUGUGUCAGAGCUAACUCAGCAAAUGUUUGAUGCAAAAAAUAUGAUGGCAGCAUGUGAUCCACGGCACGGAAGAUACCUGACUGUAGCUGCAAUAUUUAGGGGCAGAAUGUCUAUGAAAGAAGUUGAUGAGCAGAUGCUCAACGUCCAAAACAAAAACAGCAGCUACUUUGUAGAAUGGAUUCCCAAUAAUGUGAAAACAGCUGUCUGUGACAUCCCACCACGAGGCCUCAAAAUGUCUGCCACCUUCAUUGGUAAUAGCACUGCAAUCCAGGAACUUUUCAAAAGAAUUUCUGAGCAGUUUACUGCCAUGUUUCGUAGAAAAGCAUUCUUGCACUGGUAUAUCGGUGAAGGAAUGGAUGAAAUGGAAUUCACAGAAGCAGAAAGCAAUGUGAAUGACUUGGUCUCGGAAUAUCAGCAAUACCAAGAUGCAACUGCAGAUGAGCAGGGUGAAUUUGAGGAGGAAGAGGUUGAAGAUGAAGUUUAG